Maylandia zebra (zebra mbuna) is the source of this 2912-nucleotide messenger RNA. Its product is annotated as F-box only protein 40. Lineage: Eukaryota; Metazoa; Chordata; Actinopteri; Cichliformes; Cichlidae. The record is from RefSeq and is a predicted model, not a curated record. Gene Ontology annotation, cellular component: cytoplasm. Gene Ontology annotation, molecular function: ubiquitin protein ligase activity; protein binding; zinc ion binding.
GGUUAUUCAGAGGUGCCAGUGAACAAAGGAACAAAGGAUGAUCACGCUGCUGUGUUCUUAAGCCAAAAUGGUAAAAAGCAUGAAGAUGCCAGUGGGCUAUCAUAAGCAUUGUGACAAGUGUUACAAUGUCCACUGUCAAGUCCCUGCGCAGACCUCUGUUUCAUGUAUAGUCGUGAAAUGUCACAAAAACUGUGGUGCAAGCCUCCACAUGUGCAAGCAAGAAGAGCACCAGCUUCUCUGUCCAAAUGAGAUAGUGCCUUGCCUUAAUGUUUAUUAUGGCUGUCCUCUCACCAUGCUGCGCCACAGGCUGGCCAAACACUUAGAGGUCUGUCCUGCCAGCUUGGUCUGUUGCUCUCAGGAGUGGAACCGCUGGCCUAUUUCAGAAAGUGACCUGACCUUUUAUAGAAAUGUUUCUGAAAACCCUGUGGUAAACACUGAGGAAAAUCUUGAUGUUGCUAUGGCUCAUAGGGACCAAGAGCAGCUGUUUCAAUCAAUCAAAAUGAAGAACAUUUUUCCCGAGUUGAUAUUGGAGGAUUCUGCCGUGCAAAACAUUGCUGCUGGAAUCAACAGUCCUGCAGAUAAUGCUUGCUGUUCUGUAGACAGUGGUGAAUAUACAGAAAAUGGCAGUGCAAAGUUGGACGAAGAACUGAGUCAAGAGGAGAGAGAUACUUUGGCAAAGUGCACAGAUGUGACAAGUAUUCAAAAUUAUAGCUCCUGGGAGAAAAUAUUCAAUAAGGAGAAGGAGGGAUGCAAGCAAACCAUCAAAAACCUGAAUAAGGGAGAAAAAGGAAAAGAAAAGGAAGACCAAGAAUCAUCAAAGAGUCAGAAAGAAUUACACCAGGGUGGAGAAUGUCCUGUAACUGCCAGAACCAUGGACGGUGCCACUGGCCUUGCACCAUGGCAAGAUGGGGUCCUUGAGCGUUUAGGCAAAGAAGUCAACAUUGCAGAAUAUAAUAUGUAUCUGGUGCACAAUGGGGUAAUGCUGAUUAACUUUGGGCAACUUGCUGCUUGCACACCAAGAGAAAAGGAUUUUGUCUAUGGGAGUCUGGAGCCCAUUGAGGUGAAAAGCGUCCGAACAUUUAAUGUGCCUACCAGCUAUCGAGCAAAGCGCAAUCACUUGAAAGACCCCUCGCGCAAGGCCCAAACCACACACCAGAGUGUUGACACUUCAGAUCUGGGCAUUUCAAUUGAGGAUCUUCCAAAGUGUGAAGAGGUUAGCACAACACUUCUGUGCUCCCUGGAAAAAGAACUGAAGGGACAUUCGAUCUCAGAGAGUGUGUCGACAGAUGGUCUUUACACAGAUAUAGGAACACAAACGUACAUCUUUUCUUCUGCACCCUUCAAGCAAGAUGCUUCCUUAGCUGAUGUCAUAGCAGGUAAACCUUGUCGUCUUUAUUUAUACAUCGAAGCAGAAUCUGUCACUAGAAGACACAACAAAACAAGUUCAGCCUUCAGCUACAUGUGUGGCCACUACUUUCGCCGUGAUGAAUACUGCUUUCACUUCAAGAACGUGCAUUCUGACAUACAAGCCUCUCUAAAUGGCUGGUUUCAGCAGCGUUGCCCUUUAGCAUACCUUGGUUGUACUUUCACCCAGAUGAGGUUUCACCCAACAGGUCAGGAAGCAAUAGUUAAGUUCUCCAAAGAUGGCAGCACUCUGGUACUCCAACCAAAAGCCAAUUCAUCACUCUGUGCAGGUGGGAAAACCUUCAGUCCUAAAAGGAAUGAUGCACAAAAUCUGGAUCCCCUAAGCAGCCUUCCUUUGGAGAUCAUUCAGCAUAUUGCUGGUUACCUUGACAGUUUUACAUUGUCUCAGUUGUCCCAAGUCUCCCAUCUAUUGAGAGAGGUGUGUGCCACAUUGCUGCAGGAGAGAGGGAUGGUCUCCCUCAAGUGGGAGAAAAAGAAACACUCCAGUGAAGGAAGUUCCUGGAUUUGCCAAAAGAAAGUUUGGAAAUUCAGCUCUCAGUUUUCCUCUGUGGACAGAUGGAGCUUCAGCGAUACUCCUUCCAUGUCAAAUCACCUGGGAACCUGCUCCUUCUACCAGAGAGAAGAUCGCACUGAGCCGGUGGCUUUACCCUGCCUGGGAGAGGUCAGAGACAAACAUGGGAAACUAAAGCAUAAAAGAUAACGCUCACGUUUCAGAGCACAGCGGGCAGACCACAACACGAGUUAUGCCUUGUUUGAAAUCACUGAGACGUAACAUGUAUGCACUCAUCUGAAAAGUGGAAAAAGCCUCCGCAUGUAGAGCUGCUGUAUAAAAUCAGAGCUGCAGUGUGUUAAAGCCCUGCAGAAAGACAAUCUGUUGUAUAUUAGAAAUAAGAAUAAUUUAGUGUAACAGGAUAUCUUGGUGAUGUAAUCAUCCUUUUUUUUUUUAAAGCAUUUACUCAGAUCAUUUUUCUCGUUGGUGUGCAAAAUUCUCUGAGAUGGAUCUUGUCAUGCAGUGUAGUGUGGAGAGAAACGUGAAUGCUAAAAGUCUUUUUUGCAUUUCGAAUUUUCGCAUUUGGGCAUGUUUUGCCUGGGGAACAUCCUCAUGAUAUUAGAUGAACCAUUUGGCAUGACUGAGAUGACAAGUGCUGUUUGUUCCAGCAUAUUUCAUUCUUAUGGUGAAAGGCAAUGUUUGAAAGAAAAAUCAAGGAAGGGGAAACGCUGAUGACUGUUUCAGUAUGACAAGACUGACAUCUAGUGGAUAAAAACUUAAGUAUCCCAUCUGUAUCAAAUGGUGUGGUUUGGCAUUUUAAUGCUGGAGAUUACAUCACAUGCUGCAUGUGUCAUAUUUAAUAAAAUACAGCAGUGCUUGCUUUGUGAUGAGAACAACUCAGUUUGAAAUAAGUGUGAUCUGCAUAUGUGAAUAAAUGUGAUUUUUAGCUGGAUUCGUGACUUUUUUUAAAGCAGCACAAUGAACAGAAUUUAAAGAA